Messenger RNA from Scleropages formosus (Asian bonytongue), 1445 nucleotides. RefSeq names its product PYD and CARD domain containing (gene pycard). The record is from RefSeq and is a predicted model, not a curated record. Lineage: Eukaryota; Metazoa; Chordata; Actinopteri; Osteoglossiformes; Osteoglossidae. Bases 413 to 1027 code for a protein of 204 amino acids. Gene Ontology annotation, biological process: regulation of apoptotic process; innate immune response; inflammatory response. The transcript has 3 exons.
UCUUAUGUGUGAGCGUGUUUCACUAUAAGAUAUUUUCAAUCACAGAUAUGUUAGAUUUGUUGGGGGGGUGGCUGUUUAGUAAAUUUGUGCAUGGAGCAGGAAAUCGAAAGUGAAAAAAACACAGCAGAGCGAAGAGGAGGAGGAAGGGCCGGACUGUGAAGCAGGAGCUCUUAGUGUACCGUUUGUGAGCUGUUAUUGGACUAUUAGGAAUUUGUUAAUGACCAGGAAACUGUUAAUGAACUCUUAGUGGACUGUUAAAGUGUUAGCGAAAAGAAUGAUAAAGACACGCAACGCUACAGACUCCAGGGCUCCUCCUCCCGACUUCAUUUCCGCAUUUCGCGCGUUGACCACAUAUCCGCAUAAAAUCCCGCGCUUUCAGGCACGAGCAGCUGCUCUCCGCAUCUGACACAAGAUGUCCAAAACAGUGAAAGACUGCCUGAUCGAAGUGUUGGACGACUUAGAUGAUGAUCAGUUUAAGAAGUUCAAAAGCAAAUUGGUGGACCGUAGAGAAGAGCCGCGCAUUCGCAGGGGAACGAUAAUGACUGUGGACCGACUGGACGUCGCGGACAAACUGGUCAGUACAUUCACGGAGGAGGGGGCGUCCAGGGUCGCCGUGGAGAUCCUCGAGUUUAUGGGCUGCCGCCAAGAAGUUGAGGAUCUGAAAGACAGUCUGAAGAAAGUGUCAGUGACCUCAGGGGGGCGUGCUAGAGAUGACACAGGUACCUCACCAGUAUCUGCAGGUGACUCAAAGUUCAUGGUGAAUGGAAGACACUUUGUUGACUAUCACCGAAAUGCCCUGAUCCAGAGAGUAUGCCAAGUGGAUUCCAUACUGGACUGUCUCUUGGAGAAAGACAUUGUGAACCAAGAGAAUUACAGUUUCAUUAGAGCCCAGAGCACUGAGCAGAUGAAGAUGAGGGAACUCUUCAGUGGCCCCCUGAACUCUUGUGGGAACAAAGGGAAAGAUGAAUUUUACUUUAUCCUGGAGAAACAGCAGCCUCAUUUAAUUGAGGAUCUGAAAAGAUCCUAAAUUUAGGAAAGUAACACCAAAAAGUAAGUAAAAGUAAGAAAACAUAAGCAAGAUCAAGAGGAGAGAAAUGUACUACACAUGGAUGUACACAUCUGGAAUAUAACAAUAAUUAUGGAAAAUCAGUUGUCACUUUUUAGUUAAAAACUUACGCAUAUAUUUUGAUAUUUUAAUAUGGUUGCCACAUGAAUGAUGUCUCUCUAUACCCCAAGCAUCUGUUUAAAGAAGUUUGUAAGUUCAUAACAGUUUUUAAAAGAAUUUGAAAAUUUUUAAAUUGAGCUGACUAUAUAUGUUAAACAUGAUUCCCGUGUUUUUAUUCUUGUUUUCAUCUGAAACGGACAUUGGGCUUAUUUCUUAAACGAUCAUUAGCUAGAGGCAAGUAUUAAAACUAGGAACACAAAACUUACACAUAAAAUCACUC